AUGCAAAUGUUUGCCCUGCUGGCUUCCACUGGCCUUCAGCACUUGAGCCACAACCUGUUGCCUGAAGCUUCUGAUAGGAGAAAUCUGUUAGAUAAUACAAACACUGGUGUGUGCACCUCGCUUCCAUUUCAAGCGGUGGCUGCCAUCGCUGCAGUCUCACCUCGUGCAUUAUGGGAGUUCCGCAGCAUGAUCAAAUGCACCAUCCCAGACAGCCACCCUCUGCUCGAGUUUAAUGACUACGGCUGCUACUGCGGCUACGGAGGCAGUGGGACACCCGUGGAUGAACUGGACAGGUGCUGUCAAACACACGAUGAAUGCUACACCAAGGCAAAGUCGGUGUGUGCCGCCUCCAAUGAUACCCCCUACACCAAGACAUACAAAUACUCUUGCAAGAACAAGGAGAUCACGUGUAGCAGUGCCAACAACGAGUGCGAGUUGCUCGUCUGUAACUGCGACCGCACGGCCGCCAUGUGCUUCGCCAAGGCACCGUAUAACAGCGCUCACCUCCACCUGGACAAGAAGAAAUACUGCAGCAGUUAA
Centrocercus urophasianus (Greater sage-grouse) is the source of this 540-nucleotide messenger RNA. It is a transcript of the gene PLA2G1B, whose product is annotated as phospholipase A2 group IB. Gene Ontology annotation, biological process: fatty acid biosynthetic process; positive regulation of fibroblast proliferation; arachidonate secretion. The record is from RefSeq and is a predicted model, not a curated record. Gene Ontology annotation, molecular function: phospholipid binding; calcium ion binding; signaling receptor binding. The transcript is spliced from 4 exons. Lineage: Eukaryota; Metazoa; Chordata; Aves; Galliformes; Phasianidae. Bases 1 to 540 code for a protein of 179 amino acids.